Messenger RNA from Calidris pugnax (ruff), 805 nucleotides. It is a transcript of the gene B2M, whose product is annotated as beta-2-microglobulin. Lineage: Eukaryota; Metazoa; Chordata; Aves; Charadriiformes; Scolopacidae. Gene Ontology annotation, cellular component: MHC class II protein complex. Gene Ontology annotation, molecular function: MHC class II protein complex binding. The transcript is spliced from 4 exons. Gene Ontology annotation, biological process: antigen processing and presentation of exogenous peptide antigen via MHC class II; positive regulation of T cell activation; immunoglobulin production involved in immunoglobulin-mediated immune response. The record is from RefSeq and is a predicted model, not a curated record. Bases 94 to 447 code for a protein of 117 amino acids.
GCCGGGCAGUCCCGCACGGCGAUUGGCCGCGGGAGGCAGAGAGUAUAAAAGGCGGCCGGCGGUGGCGCGGCAGUCCGUCAGGGAAGCGGAGCCAUGGAGCUGGCGGGGAAGGUGGCGGUCCUGGUGCUGCUGGUCGGCCUGGUGGCCGCGGAUGAGCCCCCGAAGGUGGAGGUCUACUCCCGCAAACGGGCCGUAGUGGGGGAAGAAAACACCCUCAACUGCUUCGUGAGCGGUUUCCACCCCCCCAAAAUCGAAAUCACCCUCCUGAAGAAUAACCAGCCCAUGAGCGACGUCAAGUACGCGGACAUGUCCUUCAACGAGAAGUGGUAUUUCCAGCGCCUGGUCUACGUGCCCUUCACCCCCCAGAAGGGUGACACCUACGCCUGCAAAGUGGUCCAUUCUGCCCUGCCGGAGCCGCAGGUGUACCAAUGGGAGGCAGAUUUCUAAGCAGCAUCUGGCAUAAUCAUGGUCUUGCAAGUUUAAAUCUUCUUGAGCUUCUGUCCUUGACUCACUUUUUGGAUAUGAUGAAGAGAAGCAAUCGUCUUCCUUGUGGAAUUCCUUCUUUUUAUAAAGAUCAUCCAUCAUUUAUCAUUUAUCCAAAGCAAUAGGCGAACUAGGCUGCUUUUUUGUGAGCAUUGCUCACGUUGCUAGAGUUCACAUUAUGGAUCAUGACUGAGCACGUAGUUAAAAAUGUUCAUAUACUGAUUAAAAACAUCUGCAACUCUUUAAUGCUCUGAAUUGUACAGUAUUAUUAUCUAAAUAAAAUUGGAGGACUCAAGGGGGGUCCUUAAAACGUUUUUUCAGA